GUGGUUUCAUGACUGUAUCUGUAUCUGGGAUAUUUAUUUAUGAAAUUGUCCUAGAACGUCGUGAACAUGCGAAUUGCGAGUCGAGAUAAAUAACCACUUGUUUUCAUUUUACCGCUCAUAAUAUUGUUAUAUUAUAUACAUGUAUAUAUCUAUUUUGUAGUUUUACUGUUUUUGUACAAUUAUUAAAUAAUUUUUAAUUAAAUGACUCGUCAAACCAAUGAAUAACUCGGCUGCGAGCGUUCCUGAUAUUGUUGCUGAAUGGGACACAGACUCGGACUCUGAGACUAUUAUUUUGAGCGAUUUGCCAUAUAGGAGUUCCAUCAUUAUCAGUGCCGACGUAGACUUUCAAUACCAAGAUCAAAAUAUGAACGGUAACAAUGGCAUCUAUGUUCAGAACGCCACAGAUUCUAGUAACAGUGGCAGUGAAUCUGAGGACGAUGUUGUCAGGGGCACACCAGACAGAUGUCAUGUCUCUAACCCUUGGAAUCAUUCUGCAAGAAAUAGACAUAUAGUUAUAACGUAUACCAAUGUUGAAAAUAAAGAACUUGAAGUGAUACGAGAUUUGGUAGAUAUGUUUAAAUUAAAUGUAAGCAUAUCAUGGACUGAUAGAGUUACACAUUUAAUUUUGAAAACUAAUGCAGAUAAAAGAUGUAUUCGAACUAAAAAGUUUAUGAAUGCGUUAUUAUUAAACUGCUUUAUCAUUAGUUUGGAAUGGGCUAAAGACUGUAUUACCUCAAAGACAUUACUGCCAGAGGUAGAUUAUAUACCACCUGAGUUUUGCGGUGAAUUUUCCCCAUUAGCGUCUUGGCGUGUGGGGCGGGGAAUUAUUAAUUCACCAAUGGAAUGGACUAACACUUGCAUUUUAUAUUUUCAUAGUUCUAUUGAAUUCAAUGAUUCAUAUUCGGACAUAAAAUUAUGGGCUCAAAAAGCUGGUUUUGUUGUGGCCAAUGAUUUGGGAGAUUUCAAUGAUAACUACGAACUGCGAAUUAUAUUGGCUGAUAAAAUUAGUUCAUCCCAUGAUGUUAGAGCUAAUUUACCCAACAAGAGAGAAAUUACAGGUUGGAUAUGUGAUAAUAAAGGUGUAGCAAUAUACUUGGAUUGGUUGCUCGAAUGUUUGUUUCGAUACAGAUUUGUUACAAUUAAUCACCAUUACCAGAUUAUGAAAUUAAAUUCAAACUUGGUAGAAUAUGUCAAUAUGAAUCAGGGUCUGUUUGAAUUUGAAUUUAAUUAAUUUUUUUUUUAUUUUUAAAUUAAAUAUUUGAUUCAUUAAAAUAUGUUUGAAAUUAAUAUGAAUCAUAAUGUUAUUUUCAUGAAACAAAUGUUUUUAUUUUUAUUUAAAGUUAAGUUUCAGUUUAUGUAAUUUAUAUUGUGUUAAAUUUGUGUUACUUCUUGGUUUCAUGCCACGUGAGUAUGUGACUACAGUUAUUUUUUGUAUUUACCUAUUUAAUAUAAUUAGUGCAUAAACGGAAUAGAGUACAAAUGAUAGUGACAAAAUAUGUUAUUGCUUAGAUUUACUAUGAUAAAAAUAGGAUGUUAAGCAAACAAGUUUAAUUUGAAUUUGAUUUAAAAAUAUUAAUCAUAAUAUUAUUUUUCGACUGUUAAUUGAAUACAAAUAUCUCAUGAUUUAUUUUAAUUAAUAAAAUCCAUAUUAAGACACAUGAUAUUUGAUAUUUUAACUAGAAAUAAUACAGAUCUAUGUUUUUUUCUUAACAUAAAUUUUCCAUUGUACAUAAUCAUUUAACUAAAAUUAUUGUUUGGAAAAUUUUAUAUUUCUGUCUUAUUUCUAUGAAAUGCCAUAAAUAAUCAAAUAUUAUACUUAAAGUUGUUUGUCUAAUAUGAAUUUUUUUUCCAAUCAUAUUAUGUAUAAAAAAAUGUUUUAAUAAAAGGCCAAGUCUAAUGGGCUCUAAAUUAUGUUUUUUUAUUACCUUUAUUAUCAACAAUUAAAACAGGUUUGUAAUUUCAACAUUUUGAUGUAAGACAUAAGUAAUGCAUAACAAUUUAAACAAAAUUUAAUAGUAUUAAGGAAAAUUGUAUAGUUCCUGUGAUGAAGUGAAAUUACAUAUUAUUUUUACUGUCGAAAGACAUAACUGUAAAUUAUACUGUAAACAUUAAAAUUAAAAUUAUCAUGUACUUAAAAAAUAAGAAUACUUGUUUAUUUAAUCCAUGGUAUACUUACAGUAGGUACUGAUAUAAUUAUUAAAUAAUGUAUAUGAUCAUAAAUUAAGAUGACUAAAUAUCAAUAAAUAAUUAAAUUUAGAAUUAUCUAAAUUUGUGUAUAAAAUGUACUAUUAAAAUUAAUUUGUCCUGUACAAAACGGAAUGCAAUAAAAUUAAUCACUGUGCUUUGUAUUGCAUUCCGUGAAGAGAAUCCUAUUGAUCUUUUGCCAUGCCUGCUCUCUACUUCAAUGUUCUAUCAAUGUAUAAAUUAUCGUAUUCGAAUUUUAUAAAGUCACAAUAUAGAUUUCUUCAUAAUCACUGAUUCAAUAUAAUAUUCUGUUCCAAAUAAGAUGACUUUUGCGCAAACGAUCGAAUUACGUCUUCGGUUUGCGUCGGAGUAUAUCGUUUACCAUCGUGCGCGUUGCGAUCGCGGUCAUUGGCGUACGGCUCCGUUAGCCACGCCCACCAUGCGCGAACGCAAUUCAUCUUAUUUGGAACAGAAUAUAGGUAGGUAAUCAAUUGAAAAAUUAAUUAUAUUAAUUAUUAACGCCUGCCGAUUGCCUGGAAUCUGUGGCGUAGCCAGGGGAGGGGCUGAGGGGGCUGCAGCCCUCCUCGAAAUCUUAAGAAAAUUAAAAAAUUAUUUUAAUGGUCUAUGAAAAACGCUACAAAAGUCUUAAAUUGUAUUUUACUGAUUUUAAAUUGUCAUAACUUAUUUUAUUUGUUAUAUAUUAAUAAUACUUCGGCAUUUGCAUGUUACAUUUAUGGAAGAACCUAUAUAAACCACUUCUGUGAAAAAAUUAAUAGCCUCCCCCGAAGAAAAAAUCCAGGCUUCGCCACUGCCUGGAAGUCCUUCCAGAAGACUAUCUGACUAAACCCCAGAAGCAUUAUCAGUGCGGAAAAUUUCUCCUCUCAAUAAGUCACCAUGCAAGGUUUAAAAUACUAUACAUAAUAUAUUUGAAAAAUAUAGUUAUUAUACUAAUAUUGUCUAGAUUGUAUGAAAGAAAAAAAACUUACUUACUCAACUGGUUUUGACCUGAAGCUUUUAAUAAUAUUUCAUUAUAUUUUUAAAUUUAUGAAUAAUAUUAUAUAAUAUAUUUUAAUCUCCUCUUCAAAUUACUAUCUCAGAUCAUUCGUCUUAUGUGCAUUGCCAAUUAUACCGACAGCUCUUUCUACCUCUAAGAUUUGAGCCUAGUUUCUCUAAAGCUUUUUAUUAUUGUCAUACUCAUAUCUAAAGGGUUUGUCCUGUACUGUGUAAUAAAAUAAAAUAAAAUAUGUGCCAUAUAAGAAUAGAAAAUUAUCACAAUUUAAUGUACUAAUUUACUAAAUAAUUACAUUUAAUAAUAAUUUUCAUGCUGUACUUAAAUUACAAGUAUAUUUUUUACUCUAUGGUAUAGACUAUUAAUGCAAUAAUAUAGCAUGCACGAUCCUCAUAUGAAUGACUGUCAUAAAAUAAUAAAAAAUAUAUGUACAUACUAAUACCUUAUUCUUUAAAUUAUAUUUAUUGAUUUAUAUGUAACAUUCCUAUACUAUUUUUUUAACCUUAUUAUUAAAUUAGCAGACUAAAUGAUUUACUAUAAUAUUUACCUCCUUUAAGCAAGUUGUGGUGGUGGUAGAGAGUUACAAUUUUUGUACAAUUAGAUUAAAAUAACCAUCAGAAAAUAUAACUAUGAAUGCAUAUGAAUAGAAUUUUUAAUUAAAUAAUAUAAUACAUUUAACAUUAUAAUUACAUACCUAUACUAUACAAUAUAAUAUACAAACAAUCUAAUCUAAUAAUGCGUGUAACCAAAUAUAAAAUUUAUAAAAUAUUAUACGGUUGAAUAUGUGUUUUUUAUCUGGUAUUAUAUUUAUAUAAUAUAAUAUGUAUAGGUAUUUAUUAUUUAGGUAUAUUGAUGAGCUUAUAUUGCCUAUCUAAUAUGCCGUCUUAUUAAAUCUACAGUGUGAAUAUUUUGUGAAAUAAAAAAUGACUUUAAAUAAAAAUUUACUCUAAAAUACAUUGACCCUAAAAUACACAUAGUAUCAUUUUAAAUAUAAUUUUGACAUAAUAAAUAAUUCUCUUAAAAAUCAUAUGUGUUAUAAUAUACUUAUGGAUUCAGAUUUAAAAUGGAAAGUUAAAAAAUAGGUACUGUGUACGUUAGUUAGAAAAAAGUGUUUUGUUGAAUAACCGAGGAAUUAUUUUUGCGGAUUAGAGAACUUUCAUUUUUAAAAUCAAAGACUAACCACAGAGUAGUGUAGAUAAAAAAAUAAUAAAAUAUGAAAACACAUUUUUACUUCAUUAUUUAAUAAAUAUGUAUAUACUAUAUUAUAUAUUAUACAUCGAGUAUAAUAUGAUAAUAAGUUGUAAUAAAAACUGUUAUGAUAAUAAUAAUUACAAUCGAACAAAAUAUAUUAUACAUAAGUAAAACGGAAUAAAAAUAAGCCAACAUUUCAUAAAUUCAUAAAUAAAACAUAAUAUUUUAAUAAAAAUUACAAAGUCGUUGGACCUAUAACUAAUGCUUAAAAUAUUAUUUUAUUUAUUAUUUUAUAACAAUAUAAUAUGAAAAAAAAAUUAAUACAAAUUCGUAUAUGGUAUGCACUUAUAAAAAUUAAAUAUUAAACUGAUACUUAUUUAUUAAA
Aphis gossypii (cotton aphid) is the source of this 4769-nucleotide messenger RNA. RefSeq lists its product as uncharacterized. Gene Ontology annotation, cellular component: BRCA1-A complex; plasma membrane; BRCA1-BARD1 complex. Gene Ontology annotation, molecular function: ubiquitin-protein transferase activity. Lineage: Eukaryota; Metazoa; Arthropoda; Insecta; Hemiptera; Aphididae. Gene Ontology annotation, biological process: negative regulation of fatty acid biosynthetic process; positive regulation of transcription by RNA polymerase II; double-strand break repair via homologous recombination. The transcript has 6 exons. Bases 218 to 1231 code for a protein of 337 amino acids. The record is from RefSeq and is a predicted model, not a curated record.